Molecule: messenger RNA, 990 nt
Organism: Cicer arietinum (chickpea)
Lineage: Eukaryota; Viridiplantae; Streptophyta; Magnoliopsida; Fabales; Fabaceae
Product: antimicrobial ginkbilobin-2-like protein
Source: RefSeq, a predicted model, not a curated record
UCAAAAAAUAUAUACUAAUUAAUCUCCUUUAUCACCUUCAUCUAAAAUAUGUCUUCCUCAAAUUUCUUCACAAUUAUUCUCAUUUCACUAACCUUAGCUCUUAUUCCCCAAACAUCUUUUGCACUCAACGAUCCUCUCUUCCACAUAUGUUCAACCUCUAAGAAUUUCACACCUCACACCCCUUAUGAAUCAAACUUGAAAACACUCAUCAACUCACUUAUCUACAAAACCCCUUCAACGGGCUUUGGCAUUGGAUCAGUGGGCCAGGCCCAAUACCAAAACCAACCAGCAUAUGGGCUUGCUCUUUGUCGUGGCGAUAUAACAACCUUAGAAUGCAAAACUUGUGUUUCAAAUGCAAGUAAAGAAAUUCUAAAUCUUUGUCCAUACAAUAAGGGUGCUAUUAUAUGGUACGAUAAUUGCAUGUUCAAGUAUUCGGACAUUGAUUUCUUUGGCAAAAUUGAUAAUACAAACAAAUUCUCUUUAUUAAAUGUACAAAAUGUUAGUGGAGAUUCUAUGAAAUUCAACAACAUGACUAAGGACUUAUUGAGCUUACUUGCUUAUGAAGCUUCUUUGGAUAAAAAACUUUAUGCUAGUGGAGAAUUGAAGAUUGGUGAAUUAGAGAGAGUUUAUGGGCUAAGUGAAUGCACUAGAGACCUUACUAGUGUUGAUUGUAAGAAGUGUCUUGAUGAUGCAAUUAGUGAACUAUCAAAUUUUUCUGAUGGAAAAAAAGGAGGCAGAGUUGUUGGUGGAAGUUGCAACGUUCAAUAUGAAAUUUACCCUUUUGUUAGGGAGUAAAGUAAACUUGAACUUGAAUAUUAAUCUAGAUAGGAUAAAUAAAUAAAUAAAUUCAGUAUUGUUUGAAUUGGCAUUUAUAUGUGUACAUAUUUGUACACGUCAACAUUGUGGAAUGAAAUUUGUAUCGAUUUGUUUAAUUUAAUUUAAGAUGUAAACUUUGAAUUUGUUUUAAUUCAAAGUUUAGCCGUUUUAAAA